Portunus trituberculatus (swimming crab) is the source of this 2444-nucleotide messenger RNA. Its product is annotated as chorion peroxidase-like. Bases 403 to 2262 code for a protein of 619 amino acids. The record is from RefSeq and is a predicted model, not a curated record. Gene Ontology annotation, biological process: response to oxidative stress. The transcript has 17 exons. NCBI's taxonomy places the organism in Eukaryota, Metazoa, Arthropoda, Malacostraca, Decapoda, Portunidae. Gene Ontology annotation, molecular function: heme binding; peroxidase activity.
UAGAAGGUGCUCGGUUUGGCAGAUAUUUUACAUUUAAAUACCUCUGCUAGAAUUGACAUAGGAUUUUAAGAGUGCUUCUAGGAUUCUAGUGACAUAUCAACAACAUUUGUACUCUCAAAAGGUUCUGGUUAAAGUGACACUACUGGAUUUCACGAGUAUUUUUAAAGUUCGUGACAAUAAGACUGCGUUGGUGUUUCCACACGUCUGCAAGUCAUCUUAUUACUGGACUAAAGCUACAUUACCCAACCACAGAGGCAAGACUACGUUAUCGAAGCCACGUGGGGGCGCACGGCGGGGCAGCUGAGUCACUGUCCAAACGGCACUUCGGCCACUCCGCCAGAGAGUACCACGUCGCCUUACUGGGGUGACCCUGAGGGGCGGCGCCCUAAUACCAUCCCGAACAUGACAUCCACCAACCUGCACGCGCCGCCCCGGGAGUGCAGCGCCUUCCUGCAGCCGUGUGACCCCAGUGACAGGUACCGCACCCUCACUGGACACUGUAACAACCUCCGCCACUACGUCCUGGGCGCCGCGGACACUCCUGUAGCCCGCUUGCUGCAUCCUGUCUAUGACGAGGCGUUGAUGAGGACCCGGGGCGUGGAUGGGUGUCUGCUACCCAACCCUCGUAAUGUCAGCCUGCACAUCCGCCACGUGCCCGCCAAGUACCAGCGUCUCUUCUCCACUCUCUUCAUGCAGAUUGGACAGUUCAUUGACCACGACAUCAUCCACACUAUGACCGUGGAGUCGGCAGUCAAAUCCCGCGAGUGUGGUGACUGCGAGGCGUGGACAAACCCGAUCUGCUUGCCAAUACCCAUCCCGCCAGACGACCCCUUCAUCCCACCCACCUACGCAGAGACGGGCAAGCGCAGGUGUCUCCCGGUCGUCAGGUCGCUGGGCAGAUGGCUACCGGACAGAAGGAACCACAACGCUUUCCGCCACAUUAACCUGAACACCGCAUUUCUCGACCUGUCCACCGUGUAUGGAAGCGAUCCGUGUAGGGAGAAGGAACUGAGGACAAGAACGGGCGGGCUGCUGCGGGAGUCUCACCACGCCCUGCCGCCCCUCGUGAACGCCAGUCGCUUCGUGGAGUGUCGCACUGAGAUGGGGCAAUGCUUCCUGACGGGGGAUGACAGAGCCAACGAGCACCUGGGCCUAGUGGUGCUUCAUGUGGUAUACUUCAGGGAACAUAACCGUAUUGCUCGAUCCCUCGCCUCCAUCAACCCUCACUGGAACGACGAGCGGAUCUUUCAGGAAGCGCGCAAGAUCAACAUAGCGCAGUAUCAGAAGAUGGUGUACCACGAGUUUCUGCCUCUUCUGCUGGGCCGCCAGAGGGCCAAACAGAUGGGCUUCAACAAUCAGACGGAAGGAUAUUAUGAGGGGUACGACGCCAACACGGACCCGAGCCUGAUGGAGGAGUUCACCAGCGCAGCCUUCAGGGUCGGGCAUGCCAUGAUACCCAACCACUUACUGCUGGUGGGCAAGAACUACCGGCCCUUCACCGCCAUGCCCCUCGUGCCCACCUUCCACAACCCGGGGGACAUCAUGCAGGACGGUAUGUACGACCAGGUGCUGCGGGGCAUGAUCCGGGCACGACUCGAGGUGAUAGACUUGAAGCUGACUGACGCCAUUUUGAACCACCUCUUCCAGCUUCCUGACGACCCCUUCUCCGGCCAGGACCUCAUGGCGCUCAACAUAGCCAGGGGCCGCGACCACGCCAUAGCGCCUUACGUGGAGUAUCUCAACAUGUGCGAGGGUCUCAACGUCACCACCUUCGAAGAGCUGGAGGAACGCAUGAAACCCGAGCCGCUACGGAACAUCCGCGACGUGUACCGGGAUGUGCGGGACGUGGACCUCAUCGUGGGCUCGUUGGCGGAGAGCACCAGUUCCAAGGUCAAGACCAUGGUUGGCCCCACGAUGCGCUGUAUCAUUGGCCUGCAGUUCCUCUACCUGAAGCGAGGCGACCGUUUCUGGUUUGAGAAUCGCAUUGCGGGGUUCACGCCGGAGCAGUUAACCUCGCUGCGACAGUCCUCCCUGAGCCGCGUGGUGUGCGACAGCUUGAACGGCACGGACGCCACGGCCCCGCGCAAGGCACUAAAGAUGAGCAGCAGGACUAACAGAGCCAGGAAGUGCAGCGAUCUGACGGGCACGGACCUGGAGUUGUGGAGAGAGGAACCAGGGAGCCAACCGCACAACCCCUCGGCGUGCCAGAAGGACCUAGUGUUUAAGUGGCAGGAAGGCUGGGUGGAGGAGGGCUGUACCUGAAGGCACUGUCACGCGACCAGUGGUUUCGGAGAAUAAGCGACGCCCUGUUUGUGUGUGUUUUAAUUUCAACUUUUCCAAUGUUUCACUAUUACAAAACAAAACCGGUUCGAGCAUGUGAGUCUUCGUUUUAGUUGAGUUUGUUGUCAGUUGUUGCUUUUAUAAUAAUGAUGAUAAUUGUUUAA